ACAACAACACAAAAAAAAAAAACACAGUAGAAGCAUUUGAUCCCACAAGCCUCACAGUAUGCCACCGGAGACAACCUCGGAGCGGUCGGAGUCUGACGUCAGCAGCGCUAUCUUUAAGGAUACGGAGCUCACCUUAGGAUUACCUGGCGAGGCUCGUUCUCCGGCUCUCGCCGGAAGCAGGAACUGCACGAAACGUGGAUUCAUCGAGACGGUGGAUCUUAACCUGGGGAGCUCUACCAGCAAGCCGCGUGGCAAAACUCUUGCUGACGAGGAUGACAACUCGGAGAAUAUCGUCACCGGUGCCGGGAAAGCCCCAGCUGCAAAGGCACAAGUGGUUGGUUGGCCACCGGUCAGAUCGUUUAGAAAGAAGGCGUUGGAGGGCUCCAAGUACGUGAAAGUAGCCGUUGAUGGAGCGCCAUAUUUGCGUAAAGUGGACCUGGAGACGUACGAUAGCUAUCAGGAGCUACUCAAAGCUUUUGAGAAAAUGUUCACUUGCUUCACUAUCCGCGACAAUUAUCUUGGGGAGAGGAAGGUUGUGGAUCCAAUGAAGGAAAUGGAAUAUGUGCCAACGUACGAAGACAAAGACGGUGACUGGAUGCUCGUUGGAGACGUCCCUUGGAAAAUGUUCAGAGAAUCAUGCAAGCGUAUUCACUUGAAGAAAAGCUCAGAGGCUGUAGGAUUAGCUCCUAGAAGUACUCUUCCUCCAAGCACAACUUGAAAAGCAAGCAACAAAGAAGAAGAUUGGAUGGAAAGAAAGUAGGUAGAAUAGAGAUUAACCCCAUUUUCCUGGUUGGGGAAUGAGUGAAUCAAGGGUAGAAGAAUAAGAAAGAGACUUAUUUUAUUUUUUUAUUUUAUUUUUUUUACUUUAGUGAUAACUGAUAUGUGCUUUCUUGUAAUAUAUGUACUUUUUAGUGUUA
This is a messenger RNA of Corylus avellana, 917 nucleotides long. Its product is annotated as auxin-responsive protein IAA1. Gene Ontology annotation, cellular component: nucleus. The record is from RefSeq and is a predicted model, not a curated record. NCBI's taxonomy places the organism in Eukaryota, Viridiplantae, Streptophyta, Magnoliopsida, Fagales, Betulaceae. Gene Ontology annotation, biological process: regulation of DNA-templated transcription.